GGACUGGGUGGGAGCCUCUCCUCCUCAUAGGGUCGGAGAGAAGACUCCCCUCGGGAGGUGGAGCCGGUCACAGGCUGAAGGCAGCCACACUGUUACAGUCUGUGUCUAAGGAGGAGUGAGCUGGGAGUCCGAGGUCAGCGCUCAGAAACGGCCAGGGAGCGGCUCUAUUCCCGGGGAGCGGCAGCAACAAGAAAUCUGAAAACAUGGCUGGAAAACCCAAACUGCACUACACUAAAGGAAGAGGUAAAAUGGAAUCUAUCCGAUGGCUGUUAGCAGCAGCUGGGGUUGAGUUUGAAGAAGAGUUUGUGGAAGCAAAGGAAGACUUGGAAAAGUUACGUAAGGAUGGAUCCCUGCUGUUUCAACAAGUGCCCAUGGUGGAAAUUGACGGGAUGAAGAUGGUGCAGACCAGAGCCAUUCUCAACUACAUAGCAGGGAAACACAACCUCUAUGGGAAGGACUUGAGGGAGAGAGCACUGAUUGAUAUGUACGUGGAAGGAACAACAGAUCUGAUGGGAAUGAUCAUGAUGCUCCCUUUGCAACCGCCCGAGGCAAAGGAGAAGAAUUUUGCCUUAAUCAUCGAGAGGGCCACAACCAGAUACUUCCCAGUCUAUGAAAAGGUUUUAAAAGACCAUGGCCAGCAGUUUCUUGUUGGUAACCAAUUUAGCUGGGCGGAUGUCCAUCUGCUUGAGGCCAUUUUAAUGGCAGAAGAGUGCAAGCCUGAUAUACUCUCCCCAUUCCCUCAGUUACAGGCUUUUAAAGGAAGAAUAAGCAACAUCCCCACAAUUAAGAAAUUCUUGCAGCCUGGUAGCCAAAGGAAACCACCAGCAGAUGACAAGUUCAUUGCACAGGUGAAGAAAAUAUUCAACAUCUAAUCACUAUGUGAUUACUAAAAAUCACUGCUCCUACAGUAUAGUAGCUCAGCCAUGCUUAAUAUAGCUGUAAACUUCACAUAACUCAAACAUUUUAUGGCCUGAGCUAUACAGGAAGUCAGAUUAGAUGAUAAUGGGCUCUUCUGGCUUUAGUCUGUGAAACUGGAUUUGAAAGUUUUUAGCAUGUUAAAUGCUAGCAUGCCGAAACAUAACACUUUAAAAAUGUCACUGCAAUAGCUAUAACUAGAUUACAAUGAAUUGUAGACUAGGGUAACUUGUUAAAUAAUCUUGUAAUUGGAAGAUACAUUUACUUGAAAUAAAACACUCAUUACUUUCU
Molecule: messenger RNA, 1206 nt
Organism: Emys orbicularis (European pond turtle)
Lineage: Eukaryota; Metazoa; Chordata; Testudines; Emydidae
Product: glutathione S-transferase-like
Exons: 7
Coding region: 204-872 (222 amino acids)
Biological process (GO): glutathione metabolic process
Molecular function (GO): glutathione transferase activity
Source: RefSeq, a predicted model, not a curated record